GGUUGCAUGUAACCACAUCAUCCCACCUAAGGGCCCCUUCUUCCCUUUCCUCGUGUUUCUUUCUUUCUUUAUUUUCUGUUCUUCUAUCUAAUUUGCCAUUGAAGGAUCAACAUCAGAUUUCAAGCAAAACUUCCCCAGGUUUGAAAACCCUGAUCACCCAAUUCCCAUGUGAAAUUUCAAAUCAAAAUUAGAUCUUUCAAAUUUUCCCCCCUUCAAAACCAUGAAUUUACUUCAACCUUAAAAAACCCAAAAAAAAAAAAAAACCCAGACUCAGAAUUGAGAAGAGAGAGGAAAAAAAAGGGAGAAACUUCAUCUUAAUCUCCGGUCUCUGCAAACCCAUCAAGAAAAACCUAGAGAAAUCAAAACCCAGAAUUCGUUUUUUUUUCCAACAGAAAAAGAUAAAAAAAAAAGGAAAGGGAAAUGCCAAGCGUAGCUGUAAAAUUAUACAGUGUAUUCUUCAAGUUCCUCUUGAAGCACCGUUUGCAGAACCGGAUCCAAACACCUCUCGACGAAUCCUCCAAUCCAUACGGCGUCACCACCCGACCUGAGGAAUCCGUUUCCGCCCCCAACCCUUGUUUCACCGACGGCGUCGCCACCAAAGACAUCCACAUCGACCCUUUCACUUCCCUUACUAUUCGGAUCUUCCUCCCCGAAUCGUCCCUUUCCCCUCCCGAACAACCCGAGCCGAAAUCCAAGCCCAGAUCGUCCCAACAAGACGACCCAAAUUCCCUUAAUCACCGAAGAAAUAGUUAUGGCCCGCCUAAUAUCGGAGCCCCUAGAAAUGAUCCGAGAAGAAGCAGUUUUGAAGGGUUAAAUUUAAGAUCCGACAAUAAUGUUUAUCGAGGCUAUUCACCAUUACCUCAAAACUGUCGAAAAUUACCAAUAAUGUUACAGUUUCAUGGCGGUGGUUGGGUGAGUGGGAGCAAUGAUUCGGUUGCUAACGACUUUUUCUGUCGGAGGAUAGCGAAAUUGUGUGAUGUUAUAGUUGUGGCGGUUGGUUAUAGGUUGGCGCCGGAGAAUAGGUAUCCGGCUGCAUUCGAGGAUGGAUUGAAGGUGUUGAAUUGGUUAGGGAAGCAAGCGAAUUUAGCAGAGUGUAGUAAGUCGAUGGGGAGUGGGGCGCGUGGGGUUGGAGCUGAGUUUAAGAAGGCUGAAGUUCAGAGACAUAUUGUGGAUGCGUUUGGGGCUUCUAUGGUUGAGCCGUGGUUGGCGGCUCAUGGAGAUCCGUCAAGAUGUGUUCUACUUGGGGUGAGUUGUGGGGCAAACAUUGCAGAUUAUGUGGCUCGUAAAGCUGUUGAGGCAGGCAGGCUUCUGGACCCUGUCAAGGUUGUAGCACAGGUCCUAAUGUACCCAUUCUUCAUUGGAAAUGCUCCCACACGGUCUGAAAUAAAGUUGGCAAACUCCUACUUCUAUGACAAAGCAAUGUGCAUACUUGCCUGGAAACUCUUUCUUCCUGAGGAAGAGUUCAGCCUGGAUCACCCAGCUGCCAAUCCACUCAUCCCAGACAGGGGCCCACCUCUGAAGCUCAUGCCCCCAACACUGACAGUUGUAGCAGAACAUGACUGGAUGAGAGACCGAGCUAUUGCUUACUCAGAGGCACUUCGGAAGGUAAAUGUUGAUGCGCCUGUUCUUGAAUACAAGGAUGCAGUUCACGAAUUUGCAACCCUUGACAUUCUUCUAAAGACCCCUGAGGCACAGGCCUGUGCUGAGGACAUUGCCAUCUGGGUUAAGAAGUACAUCUCAUUUCGAGGACAUGAGUUCUCUUACUAAGUGGGAGGUUUCAAAUGUUGAAAAGAGACUUGUGGCUGAGCAUCACCCAGCAGCAACAUUUUCUGCUAUUCGGUUUAACAGAGAAUGGUGCAUGGUUGCUGUGCACAGGAUCGGGAUAAAAUAUUGCAUUUGUUCUUUCUUGCUAAUCCAGCAGCUGGCUUGUACUGCAGUUUCCAAGUUUAUCCCAUAUCCUGUUCUGUUCUUUUUGUAAGAUAGAGAACUUUUUAUGAUAGUAGAUUAGUGAGAUAUGAGAUGAGAUUACUUCUUUUGAGUGCUGCACACCACAUUGGGAUGUUGUCAGUAACAUUUUUUUUUCCUGUGAAUUAAAAUGUACUAUUUCUCGUGAAUAGAGUUUUAUUCAAUGGAGCACACUGCUUCUCUAUUUA
Theobroma cacao (cacao) is the source of this 2153-nucleotide messenger RNA. Its product is annotated as putative carboxylesterase 11. Gene Ontology annotation, molecular function: hydrolase activity. The record is from RefSeq and is a predicted model, not a curated record. NCBI's taxonomy places the organism in Eukaryota, Viridiplantae, Streptophyta, Magnoliopsida, Malvales, Malvaceae.